This is a messenger RNA of Arvicola amphibius (Eurasian water vole), 1031 nucleotides long. RefSeq names its product TM2 domain containing 1 (gene Tm2d1). Gene Ontology annotation, biological process: apoptotic signaling pathway. The transcript is spliced from 8 exons. NCBI's taxonomy places the organism in Eukaryota, Metazoa, Chordata, Mammalia, Rodentia, Cricetidae. Bases 16 to 690 code for a protein of 224 amino acids. Gene Ontology annotation, molecular function: G protein-coupled receptor activity; amyloid-beta binding. The record is from RefSeq and is a predicted model, not a curated record.
GACGCGGUGCCCGUCAUGGUGGCCGCCUGGCCCGCGGGUCGGGCUUCCCCAGCAGCGGGGCCUCCGGGCCUCCUUCGCACUCUGUGGCUCGUGACGGUCGCCGCGGGACAUUGGGGGGCUGCUGCCUCCGGCGCCGUCGGGAGCGAGGAGACGCCCAAGUGUGAGGACCUCAGAGUGGGACAAUAUAUUUGUAAAGAACCAAAAAUAAACGAUGCUACGCAAGAACCAGUUAACUGUACAAACUACACAGCUCAUGUUCCAUGUUUUCCAGCACCCAACAUAAUUUGUAAAGAUUUCAGCGGCAAUGAAACACAUUUUACUGGAAAUGAAGUUGGUUUUCUCAAGCCCAUAGCUUGCCGAAAUGUAAAUGGCUAUUCAUACAAAGUGGCAGUUGCGUUAUCUCUUUUUUUGGGAUGGCUGGGAGCAGAUCGAUUUUACCUUGGAUACCCCGCCUUAGGCUUGUUAAAGUUUUGCACCGUGGGAUUUUGUGGAAUUGGGAGCCUAAUUGAUUUCAUUCUUAUUUCAAUGCAGGAUCCAUUGAUGGGUUCUGGUGCACAUAUGAACAUUCCAGAGGCAGAGAUUGUUGGACCUUCAGAUGGAAGCAGUUACAUUAUUGACUAUUAUGGAACCAGACUUACAAGACUCAGCAUUACUAAUGAAACAUUUAGAAAAACACAGUUCUAUCCAUAAGUGUUUGAGAAGAGGAUCAGAUUUGAGCCUCCUUGAUUUCAAUAGAGAGCCCCGUAUAUGUGGAAUUCCAGAUUUUCCUUUUCCUUAAGUACCACUUUUGGGUGUGGAUGAUGUUUUGGUGUGUGUUCAAUUUUGAUUUGUUGAUUUGGCUAAAAGUAUUAUUCCUAGAUUUAUUUAAUAGUCUUCCUCAAAAAUCAGUAUAAUAGUAUUUUGUGGGCUUCUGUCUCUAUGAGAUAGCAGCCCUAUUCCUGUUACUGUUAUUGUUUUACUGUAAUGUCCUUUACGUGUCACUUGUCAUUUUUAUUUGUGAAAAAUAAAAAUUAUAACUUAUUGACAUUUUA